Molecule: messenger RNA, 2237 nt
Organism: Paramisgurnus dabryanus
Lineage: Eukaryota; Metazoa; Chordata; Actinopteri; Cypriniformes; Cobitidae
Gene: dync2li1
Product: dynein, cytoplasmic 2, light intermediate chain 1
Biological process (GO): intraciliary transport involved in cilium assembly; intraciliary retrograde transport
Cellular component (GO): axoneme; cytoplasmic dynein complex; ciliary basal body
Molecular function (GO): dynein heavy chain binding
Source: RefSeq, a predicted model, not a curated record
GCGACGUUACCCCUCGCAACAGAAAGCGUUCGCGACAGUCUGCAAGCAUCAGGACAUAAACCAUUUUAAUCUAAGAUAAGUUCCCCGAUUAAAGCAACCGUAAAAUAUAACAGAUUUGGUCAUGCCUAAAAUAAGCUCGGACACAUUAUGGGAUGUGGCUGCGGCGGAGGUUCGCAAAAGAGAGAACAGGGCUGACGAUGAAGAGGAUUGUGAGGAACACGCGCACUUUCUCACUGACAGAACGGUUUUCUUUAUGGGCAGUAAAGCAGGGGGUAAAACAACAAUAUUGCUGAGGUUUCUCGACAGAGAUGAAGCACCUAAACCUACUCUUGCAUUGGAGUACACUUUUGGUAGACGAGCAAGGGGUCACAAUACGCCUAAAGAUGUAGCUCAUCUGUGGGAACUGGGAGGGGGGAUCUCUUUAUCAGACCUAGUUCAGAUUCCCAUAACAGCUGACAAUCUCAGUACAUUGUCUGUGGUACUUGUUUUGGAUCUGUCUAAACCCAAUGCCAUGUGGGAGACCAUGGAGAGGCUUCUUGGUUCAGCUCGAAACCAUGUGGAUAAAGUUUGUUCAAUUCCUCAAAAGACAGGAGAAUCCAGAUCCAGCAAACAACAAAGCCAGAAUAGAGUCCCACGUGUCCUUCACAAGGACUAUCCGGACAGAGAGCUUAUUAGCCCUUUUCCUGUUCCUCUUCUCAUAAUUGGAAGCAAGUUUGACAUCUUUCAGGAAUUGGAUUCAGAGAAAAGAAAGGUUAUCUGUAAGACUCUACGCUUUGUAGCCCACUUUUAUGGAGCAUCAUUGAUUUUCACCAACAGCAAAUCCGAAGUGACGAUGUCUAAAGCCAGAAGUUUUAUUAAUCAGCUGGCGUUUGGGACUGAAAAACCAAAGUCAGUAUCUACAGAUUCCAGCAAACCUUUGAUUAUUCCAGCUGGUUCAGACUCCCUCAGUCAGAUUGGUCCCCCUGUAACAUCUGAUAUUGAUAUUGGAGCCCUACAUGCCAAAAACCCCUUUGACCUUUGGAAAAAGGUUUUUGAAAGGGUUUUUCCACCAAAGAACGCGGAGGAAUAUAUAGAGUUGAAGGAUCCUGUAAAAGACCCCCAGUACAGUGAGCCCCUUAUAGAUUCAAUGAGAGCACAAAAAGACCAGGAGCUGGAGCAGUACAAACGACAGCAAGCAAAGUCCUGGAAAAGUCUGGAACUUGACCCCUAGAUUUCCCUCAGCUGCCCUCCAGAAGCUAAGCUCAGCAUUGUAGUACAUUGUGUCACAUGGACUUUGUAACGUUUGACAGGACUUGUAACUAAAGUAUGCACAAGCGAUAUAUUUACUGUCUAUUAUAUAGAUGCAUUUUUGUACUGUUAGAAUAUAUACAUGACACUGGGCUGCAUAAUGAUUAAUCACAACUAAUCGUUUGCAUAAUAAAAGUUUUUGUUUAUUUUAUCGUAUGUGUGUGUGUACUGUAUAUAAUAAUUAUGUAUAUGUAAAUCCACAGACAUGCAUGUAUAAUUAAAAAAAAAUAUAUAUAUAUAUAUUAAGAAAUAAAUAUAAAUAUACAAAUGUAUAUACAUAUGUAAAUAUUUCUUAAAUAUAUGCAUGUGUGUAUUUAUAUAUAUAGAAUUAUUAUACACAUUACACACACAUAUAUGAUGUAAACAAAUACUUUUAUUCUACAAACGAUUAGUCGUGAUUAAUCGUUAUGCAGCCCUAUGUCAGAAUAAACAGUCCCCAGCAGUCACUGGGGCAGUACGAAAAGUACACCUUUGUACCCAAGAGGUCAUAUUAGUACCUCAGAUGUACAUGCUGGUAGCAAUGAGUGCAUAUUAGUACCUGAAAGGUACACAUCUGUUGGGACCUUUUUAAAGGAACCUGCACCAGUGACAGUUAGGGCCAAUUUUUUGCUAUAGUGUAAUGUAAAUGUGUACGAUGUAGAAUCUUUGUCAACAUUUUUUGUUACAUAGUAUAAUUUGUAAAAGUAAAUAUUGAAUGCAUACAAAUAGUUUUUAUGCGCAUAGAUUUGCACUUUAAAGCGUACCUUCAUGAAUAUCACAUUUGUCAAACCAGACACAAUAAACAGACUAAUUUCCAAAUUAAACAAAAAAAAAACUUUUAUUCAAUGUUGUUUACCCCUUUUGUUUACUGAGAGUAUUCAAAACAUUCUUAAAAAAGUGCUAUUACAAUAAAAUGUAUUGAAAUAAAAAUAAAUAAACCAUACAUUAAAAAAAAACAAUAAAGAAAAAAA